Messenger RNA from Anopheles aquasalis, 3132 nucleotides. RefSeq names its product zinc finger protein 569-like. The record is from RefSeq and is a predicted model, not a curated record. Gene Ontology annotation, molecular function: RNA polymerase II cis-regulatory region sequence-specific DNA binding; DNA-binding transcription factor activity, RNA polymerase II-specific. Gene Ontology annotation, biological process: regulation of transcription by RNA polymerase II. NCBI's taxonomy places the organism in Eukaryota, Metazoa, Arthropoda, Insecta, Diptera, Culicidae.
AUGACAGCCGCUGCGAAUGAAGGGGAGGGGAGGAUUUUCUUUGGUGGAUUUUGGGCGGAACGGUGCAGAUUUUCCGGCAGCGGUUCCUCGGAGGGCCGCUACCCGCUCAACAGCACCCGAAUCGUCGUGGACAGGGCGCUAGCGGCCCGCGAUGUGGUUAAAGUAGGCAGCAUUGUGCAACGUCGAACUGGCGAGGAACGAGGCAGCGUAAUACAAGAAGACAAGCGCAAGGUAAUGCUCGGCAAGUAUGGCGAUGCGAGCUCCAGCUCGAUGAUGAACCUUGAAAGCGGACUUCGCAACCGGGUACUGUACCACCAGAACAUGAUGGGUAUGAAUCUGAUGGCCGAAUUCUACCACCACAACCCAACACUAGUGAACGCAGCCACAGUCAGCAGUUCCGUUACCGGCAGCAGCAAUAGCGCCAUCGCGCAGUCACAGAAGAUGCUCAACAGCUUGAGCGGAAACCAUCAGCAAUCGACGCAGCAUAGCAACGGCACGCAGCUCGCCAUUUCCACGGUUGCGACAGCGGCAACCGCCACGAGUACAUCGUCGUCGUCGUCCUCCUCAUCGUCACAGCAACCAUUGGCACAGUUUCAGUGUCAACUUUGCCAGAAAACUUACCUCACCAGCGCGAUGCUUGCGGUGCACAUGAAAACGCACGAUACUGUGGCCACCGGUGCCAGCAGCUAUCUGCAACCGUCUGGUUCUGAACACGUACCCGCUCCGACAGCAGCACAUGGAGCGAACAGUAAAACUAGUCCCCCGCUGCUGUUGGCUCAGCACAGCAUCAAGAGUGAGUACGCUGGUACCGUGCGCAGUAUCGGUCAGUUCUCCUCACCGUACGGUAUUAUCAAGCAGUUUGACUGCCACAUCUGCCAUAAAUCGUUCAUGACGCUGAUGAACCUGAACCUCCACAUGAAGAUCCACGAAAACGACCAGAAGGUGGUCGGCACCUCCGCACACGUGUAUUCGUCGCACGCAGGAGGCACGGGCACGACCUAUCACCAUCAGCAGAACCAUCAACAGCAGCUCCAUCCGACGCUGCUGCAGGCGGCAUCGUCGUCUGGGGCUGUUCCCUCGGCUACUGCGUCAACAGGGCGUAGCGCCGAUGGUGUUUGCCAGAUUUGUCAUAAAACAUUCAACAGCACAGAACAGUUUACGGCCCACAUGAAGAUCCAUGAGGAAGAAUUUAAAAAUCGUGCCCUCUAUCACUCGUCCACUGCUACCGGGGGCAGCACAACAGUGGCCACAAGUGCUGCGGCGCAAACGAUAAACCCGUUCUAUCCUACUCUGCCGCAAACACUCGCGCCAGCGACAUCAGCCACACAGCCGCAGCAGCAGCUUCCAGCGGUACAUUUGUACGAAAGCUCCAAGGGGCACCGUUGUCCAAUCUGCCACAAAAUGUCCAGCAACAUUAUUGAGCAUAUUAAGCAGCACGAAGGGCAGCUAAUAAUGGGAGGAGGUGGAUCGUCGGCAACGGCCCCCGGUGCUGGUAGUCCAUCGGUAGAUCGGUCUUGCGCAACACCCGGUUACCAACUGAACGAAGAAACAUCGCAAGCAUCCUCACUGGUGGAGGGCAGUGAUAAUGAGGCCGGCGAUGAUGAUCAGCGCAAGCAGCACGAGUGCUUGAUCUGUCACAAAAAGUUCUCCAGCUCGAGCAAUCUGGCCAUCCACAUCCGGGUGCAUUCGGGGGAGAAACCGUUCAAAUGUAGUGUCUGCGGCAAAGGCUUCAUCCAGUCGAAUAAUCUGGCCACACACAUGAAAACGCACACCGGCGAAAAGCCUUAUACGUGCACGAUCUGUGGCAAAAAGUUUAGCCAAUCGAACAAUCUGAAGACCCACAUCCGGACGCAUACGGGUGAGCGGCCGUACGCUUGUACGAUCUGUGGGAAGCGGUUCAACCAGAAGAAUAAUCUGACGACGCACAUGCGUACGCAUCAGCUGGUGUGUAUGGUGUGUGGGGUACAGUUUGCGCAUCCGACCGAUCUGGCGAACCACAUGAAGUUCCACAACGACGAGAAACCGUACAUUUGUUCAGUCUGCAACAAGGUGUACCUCAAUCUGGACGAGCUGACCGAACACAUGAAGAAGACGCACAACCAGGUCAAACCAUACCGGUGCCACAUCUGCGACAAGACUUUCACGCAGUCCAACAAUCUGAAGACGCACAUCAAAACGCACAUCUUCCAGGAUCCGUACAAGUGUCAGAUGUGUUCGCGUUCGUUCCAACGGGAGGACGAGUACGGUCAGCACAUGCUCGUCCAUACGGCGGACAAACCAUACGAGUGUACGUACUGUGGUAAGCGCUUCAUCCAGUCGAACAAUUUGAAAACCCACGUACGGACGCAUACGGGUGAGAAACCGUACAGCUGCUCGAUCUGUCUGCGGAACUUUAACCAGAAAAACAACUUGAACACGCACAUGCGCAUCCACACGGGAGAGAAACCCUUCGAAUGUACGAUCUGCGACAAGCGGUUCAAUCAGUCGAACAAUCUGAACAAACACAUCAAGACGCACGGUCAGGAGAAGGACCAGCAACAGCAGCAGACGCUGCAACAACACCAACAGCAACAGCACCAACACCAUCAGCAACACCAGCAGCAGCAGCAACAGCUUCCAAGUUGACGAUCGGGCGGCGUAGCGCAGCAUUUGACGAUAUUCGAUUGUGGGACCACCGCCGCUGCCACGAUGUCGCCGCUAGGUUCCGUUCCAAUCGUUGCAACCGUUCUACUCGCCGAUGGUUCUUCUCUGCGGAGCUCAGUGCACUAGUGUGCGAAGCGGCCACCAAUCAGUGUGCCAUAGGACCGGACCAGUGGAAUCCGCUCGUACAGGACGUACAGCUUGCAGUAGCAGCAGCAAGAUCUCUUUCAUCGGUGCUCCACCUCAUGUAUAUAGCCUACAGGUCCCUGCGGGGGCCGAGAGAAGCGAGAAGAUACCUAGGAACCACACCAGGUGGAAUGUAUAAUAAACCGUUUUAGUUCACGGCGGGCAACCGGACGCAACCAUUUGCGCCACAUGCCUCCCCAAAAUCCGGUGCUAAUGUCUCUUUUCUUUCCAGUAAACAAAAAUUCGCAUGUGAAGUAACCAUAUGCGCCACAUGCCUCCCCAAAAUCCGGUGCUAAUGUCUCUUUU